AUGCAACUUAAUCCAACUUGCCGAGCAGCUCCCCUUUGUCUGCUCCGAAGGCAUCUCCUGCCGCUGGACACUCCAUCUCUUGCUCCCGCUGCCAAUGUUGAGGGACCCAUCAGCCCCAGAAUAGAAGCUAAUGACAUUGCUCAGGCGGAGAGGGUGGGUGGAGAAGCGUUUAUUAUUGAAGAAUACAGACCCAUUGUCCAGGAGAACUAUUAUUGGUUAGAGAGGAUUUUCAAUAGCUACCAGUCGAGAAUUUAUUCUGGUGAUGUUAGCGCUUCUUUCCAUGUUUUAUAUUAUUUACUUUUUCAAUAUAAAUAA
Messenger RNA from Striga asiatica, 315 nucleotides. The record is from the annotation of a GenBank genome assembly. NCBI's taxonomy places the organism in Eukaryota, Viridiplantae, Streptophyta, Magnoliopsida, Lamiales, Orobanchaceae.